AUGUCUCAGGAGGUGACUCGUGCCGAGUCCAUCGAGGAACAGGAGCGUGCAAGGGAUGGCGACAAGAAGCCAAAGUCUCGUCGACCAGCCAAUACUGCUUUCCGCCAGCAAAGAUUGAAAGCGUGGCAACCAAUCUUAACCCCUAAAAGCGUUCUACCUCUGUUUUUCAUCGUGGGCGUUAUCUUUGCGCCAAUUGGCGGUGUUCUCCUCUGGGCAAGCUCUCUAGUCCAAGAAAUUUCCAUCGAUUACUCCGACUGCGCCGAACAGGCACCGACCGAGCACUAUGGUUCCGUUCCUCAUUAUUCGGCGACUUUCAAAUCUUCCGAGUCCAUAUCGACACCCCUCUGGCGCAAGUCCGUCAAUGAGUCUGGACCCACUAUUUGUACUCUUGUUUUCGAGGUUCCGAACGAGCUUCCAGCACCGGUUUUCAUGUACUAUCGCCUCACCAACUUUUAUCAAAACCACCGCCGAUAUGUUCAGUCGCUCGAUUUGAAUCAGCUGAAAGGAGACGCUGUCUCCUACCAUACGAUCAAGGGUGGCACGUGUGACCCAUUAGCGGUCAAUACCACGGCUGAGAAGGUAUACUAUCCAUGUGGACUGAUUGCCAACUCAUUCUUCAACGACACCAUUGGGAUGCCCCAAUUCCGAGAUCCGAUUGCAUCCGGGAACGAAAAAGGUGGAAAGCAAUUCUACGAGAUGACCGAUAAAGGCAUUGCGUGGGACAGUGACAAGGAACUCAUCAAGAAGACAAAGUAUAAGUUGGAGGAAAUGCAGCCACCCCCAAAUUGGGUCUGGGCGACCGAGAACGGCGCCUAUAAAGAGUUUCCCAAUUUACAUGAAAAUGAAGCUUUCAUGGUUUGGAUGAGAACGGCUGGUUUGCCAUCGUUCAGCAAGCUUUCCCGCCGUAACGAUACCCAUGGCAUGCCUGCUGCAACAUAUACCAUUGAUAUUGUUGAUCGCUUCAAUGUCACUGAAUAUGAUGGAACCAAGUCGAUCUUGAUCUCUACUCGAACAGUGCUUGGAGGCAAGAAUCCCUUCAUGGGAAUCGCCUAUGUAGUUGUUGGUGGAAUCUGCGUCGUUCUCGGGGCUCUGUUUACUGUCGCACACUUGGUGCGUCCGAGAAAACUUGGUGACCACACCUAUCUUACUUGGGAUUCAAAUCAACCGACCACUGCUAUCGCUACGGGACGGGAUAAUGCCCCCUAA
Messenger RNA from Penicillium robsamsonii, 1206 nucleotides. RefSeq names its product CDC50/LEM3 family protein. NCBI's taxonomy places the organism in Eukaryota, Fungi, Ascomycota, Eurotiomycetes, Eurotiales, Aspergillaceae. The record is from RefSeq and is a predicted model, not a curated record. The coding region runs from base 1 to 1206 and encodes 401 amino acids. Gene Ontology annotation, cellular component: plasma membrane; Golgi apparatus; endoplasmic reticulum. The transcript has 6 exons.